Poecilia reticulata (guppy) is the source of this 1488-nucleotide messenger RNA. The record is from RefSeq and is a predicted model, not a curated record. NCBI's taxonomy places the organism in Eukaryota, Metazoa, Chordata, Actinopteri, Cyprinodontiformes, Poeciliidae.
UGGAUUCAGAUGAUGAUGGUGUUCCACUGGGAGAUUGAUAUGAAGGAGCAAAGCUCGCUCUCCCCUAUUUCGCCCAUCUACGCCAACGUCUGCUCUCUCAAGAAAACUUCUACUCCUCAGAUCUCCAUCUCCUCCCCAACUAGUGUAGACCCUGACCAAUCGGAAGGAGGCCACGCCCUCUUAUCUCCAAGCCCCUCCUCCAGCAUGAUAAGCCCCGCCUCUCCUCUCAGCCCACAAGACGAAUGGCAGGUUUACACUGAUCAGGAGAGCGGCAGGAGAUUUUUUUACCACCCUCUAACCAGACAGACCACCUGGUCGGACCACCGAGGCCAAACGUCGGCCAUAGACAUGGACCUGUCCAGUCCGCUCUCCCCGGCCUCCUCUCAGGGUUCCUGUGAGUGGGAGGAGCUGCUGGACGAAACAUCGGGGCGAGUCUACUACCACAACCAUAAAACAGGAACCACAUCCUGGGCUCUCCCUGACCCAACAUCCCCAUUAUCUCCUGCUGGAUCCACAGGCAGCAGAAACCAGGACGACGUCCCGCCUCCUCUACCAAACCCAGAUUAUCCCGUGGACAGACACAACAACAAUGGAGACUCUGUCUUUACGCAGCUCCCGCAGAUUCCCAGAGCCCAGCUGGACGGCCAGCAGAAGCAGCAGGAGCAGAGGCUGAUGGGUAAUGGAGUUCCUGCGGAGGGAGGAGCUGCACAAGUCAAGAUCAUGAGACACAGUAUCGCUGAAGAUAUGUUUUCUCCGGGACACAGAAGGAUAUCCUCUGACCUCACGGACGCUUCCAGGAAGCAUUCGCCUGACAGUCCGCAGUUUCAUAGUAGGCUCAAGCUGAGGAGGAACCUGUCCAACCACAGCACAGGCAAACCCCAGCGCCAUGGCCAUCUGCUGGAAAAGGCAGGAAUUGUUAACAAGACCAAAUUGGUUGAUCAUGGCAAAAAGAUGAGGAAGAACUGGACUCAAUCCUGGACCGUCCUCCAUGGUGGGAUUCUUACUUUUCACAAAGAUCCCAAAUCUUCCCCAGCUGGAAACAUUAACAAAGCAACGCAGAUUGUUCCAGAGUACACUGUGGACCUGAAAGGAGCGUCGGUCCAAUGGGCCGCCAAAGACAAGUCCUCCAAAAAGUUUGUUCUGGAGCUGAAGACUCGUCAGGGCUGCGAGUAUCUGAUCCAGUACGACACGGAGAGCAUCAUCUCAGACUGGUACAAAGUCAUCCAGGAAGCCAUCCAGCAGCUGACGCCUCAUCAGCCGGAACCAGAGCAUCUAAGCGAAGACGAGGACGACUCGGACAGAGAAGACAGGAAAAGGGGAUCCACCAGGAGCAAUUUAGGAGCAGACUCAGAGCAGAGCCGGAUCCGGAGCAAACUGAGACGCUUCCUGCAGAGGAGACCGACGCUGCAGAGCGUCAAAGAGAAGGGAUACAUCCGAGGUACGGAACGGACCAGAACACCGACCCAGUUAUGAACAGCUAACAGGAAC